AUGCGGGGCGCGGCCCCAUCUCGCGCGGUCGAGGCCCCGGGCAAUUUUGAUUCUGCGGUGGCGCGACCUGCGGCGGACAUCUCUCCCGAGGAGGACAUCGUCGAGGCGCGCUGGAGCGCUGGCGACUUCAUCGGUGGAGGGCCCCUCGAUCCCGUGGUUCGUCUACCCUAUGGCGUCGUGGCCGAGCUGCGGGCGGCCGCUGGGCUGGUCUUCCUGGGGGAGGUUGACCGCUGCCGAGUGCCCGCCGACGUCGCCUUCGUCACCGACAGCUCGCUCAAGGGCCAUGCGGUCUGCCGGGCCUGCGUGCGACCUGAUGAGGUGCUGGAGGCCACUCGCUGGAAGGAGAGGCAGAGGUUCGUCGCUGCCGGGGCGCCUGUCGACCCUGAUGAUGCGAUCUCCGCGGGGCGGACCACGGGGCUCCUCGACGGCGGCGGUGAUUUUGACGUCGACUCACGGCCGCAGCUUCGCCGCGCAGUUGCGAGGCGUCGCCGCGUGGAGCUCGAGAUCGGCGCCCCCCCGGCGGCCCUCUCGGAGGAGCUGCUGGGCCCGCGGCGCUGGCGGCGCCGCGUCCCAGGCGAGUUCAACGCUGCCGACCUGGGCAGUCCGGCGGCGGACAGAGGAGAGCUGCUGCCCGCCCGCUACCGUCUGGUGCUCGCGGCGCCUCGGCCGGAGCCAGGGCCCAUCCUCUCCGCCGACGUGGUCGGCGGCGCCCGCGGCCCCGCGCCAGGGGCCUGGAUGGGCCCUCUCCACUUCCUGGCGGCCACGUUCUUCGGCGCCCGUCUCGGGGAGAGGCCCGCGAAGCGGGCCUCAGAUGUCUUGUGCCGAUCGUUCGCGGAGGUCCCCAAUGUGACCUCGCUCGCUUGGGUCUUCGGCGUUCUGUGGAGUCUUGGCUCAAGCGGGGCCUCGUCGAGCGGGUCCACAUCGAGCUCCCCCUGCGCGCGCUGGGAGCCCGCUGGCGGUCUGCGAGAGCCAGGACCUGCCGACCGCCUCCUGGUCGGCUUCACUCGGCAACUGUUGCUGGGUCGUUCGCUGCGCUGGGCGCGCCGGGCUUGCGCUCUGUCUGCCAGGGCCGCCGCCGCGUGGGGCUGCAGGGCAAGGUUCGGCAUCCUGUCCGAGCGCCGGCCCGAGGCCGGGCGCCGGCGGCCGCCGCGCGUGCCGCGCGCGGAGGCCGCGGCGACGCGGCAGCGGAGGGCGGCGUCGGCGGCUCGGGCCGACGCCCCGCUCGAGGGGCAGGGCCGGGCGCCGGGCGACCGCCUGCGGCUCGCGAGGCUGCGGCCAGCUACGCGUGGCGCCUACGCAGCUGCGGUGGCAGAGCUCGAGGGCUACGCCCCGUCGAUGGGGCUGCGGCUGGGCGCGGUCGACAGCGCUGACAACGCGGUCAACGUGUGCUGCGAGGCUCUUUUCUUCGCGGGCGAGCCCAUGUAUCUUGCCAAGACCGCCCUCUACGGACUGCGCGAGAUCCGCGGCCAGUCUGCCGCUCGCCCGCACUUUCUGAAGUCAAAGGACGCCCUGGGCGGCUGGGCGGUCAAGCGACCCGCGUCGACGAGGCUGCCGCCGCCCUCGGACGCCGCGCUGCUCUUAGUGAUGCAGGUCGCCGGCGGCUCGCUGCCCCAGGGCGAGCGCAUUUGGGCACGGCCCUGGUGGCCGCGCGACCCGCCCGAGAUGGAGAGCGGGGUCCGGGGCGAGGCAGCGGUGCCGGUGCCCCGGAGCCUGCUGCAGGAGCUGCUGGACGACGACUGCUGCCCGCUGCACCUGCGGCUGGGCAUCGCGCAGUCGCUGGCGGCAGCCCAGCGGGCGGCGCCUGCUGCGGCGGCCGCCGCUGGCGGCGCCCAGACGUGCCCCGGUGCCGCCGGGCUCGUGGGCCUCGGCGGCUAUUGCGUGGGGCUGGUGGCGGGGUGCCUGCACCUGCCAGAGGUGCUCGCGACACGCGCCUGCGGCCGCGAGCUCCUGCAGUGGGUCGCGCGGCGCGGGGCGGAGGGCGAGGGGCACGCCGCGUUCCGCCAGGUGCGGGACCGAAUGCGCGCGCGCCUCUGGAUGUGGAGGGUCGCGGCGCUCACCGGCGGCACCAGUGACGAGGGCAUGUUCGAGACGCGCGCGCGCAGCUUCGCCAACGGGGCGCUGCGCGCCCGCAUGCAGGCGGACCUGGAGGCGCUGAAGGCCCGCACGGAGGCUGAGGUCCAGCAGGUGCGGGAGUCCGUGGCGCACAUGCAGGAGCUCCGUCAGGAGGGACACAAAGCACAGACACAAUUGAUCGUCGCCCCCAAGGACAUGAUGGACAAAUGAAUAGUAUUACUUCUACUGAA
This is a messenger RNA of Prorocentrum cordatum, 2303 nucleotides long. NCBI's taxonomy places the organism in Eukaryota, Dinophyceae, Prorocentrales, Prorocentraceae. The record is from the annotation of a GenBank genome assembly.